GCGUCCUGCUGUCUCGUUUGGCGCCGGGAGAGAAAACAAAUCUUGUCCUGAAAAGGCCCGCCUCCCGUCCCCAUCCCCAUUCCCCCCGAUCGAGCCGUUUCCCCCUCCCGUCUCCGUCCCCGUCCCCGAGCUUCCACCGAGUUCUUCCGUCCGCUCUUGAUCCCCAAAGCAAGCUGUCCAAUCCUGCCAUCUCCUCGCCAAACCAUUAGCUGCGAAAAGCUUGCGAAGUAUUUCUUUGGUUUUCCCUGUUUUUUUUCUUCUUCUCACCGUUCCUGGGCGAGUUCCCUGCGUGUAGACAGUGUGAGGUUGUCUGUUGUUGCGGCCCGUCGGUUGGUCUUGUCGGCCUUUCUUUGGUUUCUUGCGGGGAGGGCCUCAUUCCCCCGCUCUAGUUGACUCACGCAUUCCGUCGAGCACCUUCCGCGCGCCGCCGGUUGGAGCGGAAAUCUGGGAGUUUCACUGUUUCUUCUCUGAACCGGGCGGCGUUUACUGGUUUCUUUUGGAGCGUACCUCCAUGCAGUUCUUGCAGUUGUGUCUGCCCGGUUCUCGUGGAUGGAUUUCAACGGUUGCUACAUGUUGACAUCAAGAAGAUCUGUUGGUGUCGCCGAUGCAGGGUCUGAUGAUUCACUUGACGGUAUCAGCGCAUUACCUGACACAAUGAACCUGGCACAUAAGCAGAAGGUCAGAGGUGUUUGGGAAACUCCUGUGGAUAACCUGGAGUCGACGAGCCAAUCCUUUGUAAUGUCCUGCAAGGAUGAUAGUUUCUCUAUUUCGGGGAGUAGUAAGCUGCACAAAUCGACAUCAGAAGAGACAGCUAUGUCUGGAAAAUCGGCUCCAUCUGAGUCGAGGAAAGACAGAUUUGGAAACAACGGAACAAGCAAGGUUCCUAGGAUGGGUUCAGUGCUUGGCACCGCCGGCAUGCUUGGGUAUGGGAGAGCAGUGGACAUUCUAGACACACUAGGCUGCAUGAUGACAACCUUGAGUCCGGAUGGUGGCUUUAUUUCCAGGGCAACGAAAGGUUGCCAGAUAUCGAUUCUAGCAUUUGAGGUUGCCAACACUAUACUGAAAGGUGCUAGCGUUAUGCAAUCUCUCUCGAAAGACUCUGUUACAUACUUCAAACAAGUGGUGCUUCCUUCUGAAGGUGUGCAGAAUUUGAUUUCUAGUGACAUGAGCGAGUUGAUGCAGAUCGUAGCUAAUGACAAAAGGGAAGAGCUGAAACUAUUUUCACAAGAGAUUAUCAGGUUUGGCAACCGUUGUAAAGAUCCACAAUGGCAUAAUCUGGACCGCUAUUUUCUCAAACUAGAAUCAGAAAGUGUACCCCAGAAGCAGCUGAAAGAAACAGCCACAGUUGAGAUGCAAAAGUUGAUGGCUCUUGUUCAACGUACAACGGAGUUGUAUCAUGAGCUACAUGCCCUAGAUAGAUUUGAGCAAGAUUACCGCUGUCAACUGAAGGGAAAGGAAAAUUCAAAUGGGUUUGAAAAAGGCGAGAAUAUUCAAGUUCUGAGACUAGAAUUGAAGACCCAAAGAAAUUACGUGAAGAGCUUGAAGAAAAGAUCUUUGUGGUCGAAGACAUUGGAAGAUGUUGUUGAGAAGCUUGUUGACAUUGUGCAGUAUUUACAUGUUGAGAUCGAUGUCUCCUUUGGGAUUUCUGAUGGAGGUGAACUGAGUUCUGAAUCAACUGUGGGCGGUCAGAGACUAGGACCUGCUGGACUUGCAUUGCACUAUGCAAAUACUGUUAUUCAGAUCUAUAGCAUUGUUUCUCGAUCAGGGUAUGUACCAGCAAAUUCAAGAGAUGCCCUAUACCAAGGGCUGCCACCAAGGGUCAGAUUGGCUCUGCCAAAUAAAUUAAGAACUUCCUCAAUGCCUCAGGAGCUCACUAUUGACCAAACAAGGGCAAUGAUGGAGAAAACUCUGAAAUGGCUUGUCCCAAUGGCCAUCAAUACCACCUGUGCCCGAGGCUUUUUGCGGUUUAGCGAGUGGGCAAAAUCAGGGACUGAGCGGGUUGGAAGAGGGCCAGGUCGACCAGAUAUGAUCGAGACACUCUACCAUGCCGACAAGGCAAUGACCGAGGCUUACAUACUGGAGCUGGUCGUCUGGCUUCACCACCUUGUCAACCAGAGCAACCGGCCGCCCAAUGUUAAAGAACAAUCCAUCUAACCAAGAUUUAUCAAGUCCUGUGGUCAUGGCACGCUAGCAUUACACAGCAGCCAUGGCCUGACAAGAGCAAGCACAAAACUCUUAUGAUCCAUCUGUUGAUUUCGCCGUUGCUAGGUCGUAGAUGGAAACUGUGUCUCUUCUUGCCUAGGAAGGACUUGAGUCGAUUAGGUAGGAAAAGAUCUUCUGAUUUGGUUACUUUGAGAGGGCUUUGGUUCUAAUUUGCUGCAUAUAUGUGGUGUUCACAUUGUUCGAAAAUAGAAGGUAAUAAUGCCUCAAAAGAUCAUGGCGAAAAACAAACAUGAACCUGUACCGGUGUACCUGUAUAUGUAUGUAUGCUCAAGCUGCAUGAUUGAUUGGUGUCUGCCUC
Brachypodium distachyon (stiff brome) is the source of this 2521-nucleotide messenger RNA. RefSeq lists its product as uncharacterized. The transcript has 13 exons. Lineage: Eukaryota; Viridiplantae; Streptophyta; Magnoliopsida; Poales; Poaceae. The record is from RefSeq and is a predicted model, not a curated record. Bases 550 to 2154 code for a protein of 534 amino acids. Gene Ontology annotation, biological process: positive regulation of growth.